AUGACUUUACUUAUAGCUUCAUUGUAUGUUUAACCAUGUUCAAUUGAUUAUAUAGUACUAACAAUUAGUCAGAUUCCUUCCAUAUUCUGUCCACUUUCAAGUUGGACAAAGUGAAUUGGAAACAUUAAAUAAUGAAUCAAUUGAAAUUUCGAGGCCAAAUAUUACACCGCAACCCUCCGGGUCAUUAAUACCAACUUUAAAAUCAACACCAUUAAUUGGGUCACCUAUCCUAAACAAAGUUGAAGAUAUUGAAAGAAGUAAUACUCCAGAAGGUUUCUUUUACAAUCGGAAACCAAAGAAAGAGGAAUUCCAUUUUAUUCAACCAAAAUCAAGAGUAUCAAAUUUAAAAAUUGAAUCAGGUAUAGUUGGUUCAAAAUCAUCAAUUGACGAUUUAAAAUUAUCUGGUAUUAAUAGAUCUGCAUCGUCAAAUUUAAUAAGUUCAACUCCAAAUUUAAGUUUACCAAGUUUAUCAAGAACAAAAUCUUCAUUAACUAAACCAUCAGGUUUUACAUUCCAUGGAAAUAGUUCUACAAAUUCAUUAGUUUCAGAUGAUGAGAAUUUUGAUCAAUCAUUUAGUGAUAUGAUACUUGGUAAGACAAAAUUAGCACCAUUUGGUGGAUUCUCAAGACCAAAUGUUGAAGCUGAGUUAAUUGAUGAUAGAAAUAUUUUUGAAACUGCACCAUGGUCAAUUAUAGAUGCUGAUAAUUCUAAUGGAUCAUUAAUUAAAGCUGUUAAUUUAUCAAUUGAGGAUCACCUAAUUAAAUCUGAAAAAUGGGUUGGUGUUGUUGCUAUGCCAUCUGAUGAAGUACCAGAAACAGUAAAAAAGAACAUCUCCCAGAAGUUGUCUGAUGAUUAUGAUUGUGAAGCUAUAUUUCCAGAUGAUAUUACCUUUGAAGGUCAUUAUAAAUCAUUUUGUAAACAAAUUUUAUGGCCAACUUUUCAUUAUCAAAUUCCAGAUGAUCCAAAAUCAAAAGCUUUUGAAGAUCAUUCAUGGGGUCAUUAUGUUUUACUAAAUCAAUUGAUAGCAAAUAAAAUUGUUGAGAAUUAUAAAGAAGGUGAUGUUGUAUGGGUUCAUGAUUAUCAUUUAUUAUUAGUUCCAAAUAUGAUUAGAAAGAAAUUACCCCAAGCUAAAAUUGGAUUAUUUUUACAUAUAUCAUUUCCAUCAUCAGAAGUGUUUAGAUGUUUUGCACAGAGGAAAGAAAUAUUGGAAGGUAUGUUGGGUGCAAAUUGUAUUGGUUUCCAAACUCAAGAAUAUGUACGUCAUUUUUUACAAACUUGUAAUAGAAUUUUAUUAGCUGAUACAAAUGAAUAUGGAGUAAGUCAUGAAGGUAAUUUAACCGUGACCACUACAUCACCAGUAGGUAUUGAUGCUCCGUCAGUUUUACAAAUUGUUCAAUCUGACACAGUUAAAGAAUGGAGGGAAUUAAUUAAAGAUAGAUGGAAGAAUCAAAAGUUAUUAGUUUCAAGAGAUAAACUUGAUAAAUUAAGAGGUAUAAAACAGAAAUUAUUAGCUUAUGAAAUGUUUCUCAAAGAAAAUCCAGAAUAUAUUGAAAAAACAGUAUUAAUUCAAAUUUGUACAAGUACUCAAGAUCAAGAUUAUGAAGCAGAAAUUAUGAAAAUUGUAUCUAGAAUUAAUUCCUUACCUGAAAAUAUAUCAGUUACACAACCUGUUGUUUUAUUACAAAGAGAUCUUGAUUUUGAUCAAUAUUUAGCAUUACAAUGUGAGGCAGAUACAUUUAUAGUUAGUUCAAUGAGAGAAGGUUUAAAUUUAACAUGUCAUGAAUUUAUAACAGCAACUGAAGAAAAGAAAUCUCCAUUAUUAAUUUCUGAAUUUACUGGUAGUUCAGCGAUUUUAAAUUGUAAAGGUGAAGGAGCAUUAUUGAUAAAUCCAUGGGAUUUAAAGAAGUUUUCAGAAUUAAUCAAAGCUGCAUUGACCAUGUCUGAUGAAGACAAAGAGAAGAGAUAUAAAAAUUGUUAUAAUGUUGUUGUUACUAGAGAUUCAAAACAUUGGGUUGAAACAUGUUUAAAAAAUAUAGAUUAUGCAUGGGAUUUAGAUCAUAGAAAAAGUGAAAAGAUAUUACCAUUUACAAAGCAAAAAUUUGAAGAAUUUAAACAACAUAAGGGAAAAAGGUUGUAUAUUUUAGCUUUAGAAAUUUCAUCAUCUGCAAUUUCAAGAGGUGGGUCAACUACUGUUUCCUCGGGUAAAGUUAAUGUCAUUGAACCUUUUAGAUUAGUUGGGUUAUUAAAUGAAUUAAUGGAUGAUCCAGAUACUUGUGUUUAUUUAUUAUCGUAUUUACAAAAAUCAGAUUUAGAUAUAAUGUUUAAAAGAUAUCCUCAAAUUGGAUUAAUUGCAGAAAAUGGUAAUUAUGUAAAAUUAAUAGGAUCCAAGGAGUGGAUUCCAAUUGUAGAUGAGGAAGAAGUUCAACUAGUCCUUCCUGAAAUUAAAAGAUUAAUUGAAUCAAAAGUUGAAAGAUUACCUGGUUCAUUCUGUGAGGUUCAAAAUAGUACAAUACGUUUUCAUGCAGGUUCAUCAUUCAUUGAAGAUCGUGAUAGAACAUUAGAUUCAAUGGGUGAGACUAUUCAACAUAUUAAUACAUUAUUUGAACAUGAAGACGUUCAUGCAACAUUAGUUCGAAAUUCAGUUGUUGUACAAAAGAAUCAAAUUAAUUUAAAAGCCUUGAAGUUGAUAAUUGCAUAUUAUAAUUCAGAUGUCACUGAAGAAUAUAUUAAGUCACAUAUAAAAGAGUUUCAACAUUCUACAAUUGAGAAAAUUAUCAAGAACGAACAUAAAGUAAGUGCUGUAUUAUAUUCUGGUGGGUUAACAUCUAUCGAUGAAGCAAAUUAUGAAUUUAUAA
Molecule: messenger RNA, 2855 nt
Organism: Insectozyma verbasci
Lineage: Eukaryota; Fungi; Ascomycota; Pichiomycetes; Serinales; Debaryomycetaceae
Source: the annotation of a GenBank genome assembly